UUUCGCUUCCAAGUCGUCUCGUCCUUCACUGAUCUUUCUCUCCGUUGCCUGCUCAGCUCAAACAAACAACUCCUCUGUUCAUUCCCUCGCUAAUUCGCCACUCGGUUCUAUUAUACAUCAAUGUUGUAUCCUCAUAAGAUUUGACCAUUCCUGCUUAUCCAAUGGAUAUCCGUUUUAGAUCCGGUUUUUGUGUUUUUAUCAUUCUAAUUUGUGUAAGUUUUUCUGGUUUUGUCUCCGUUUCUGGAGAGAAUCGAAGACCCAAAAACGUGCAGGUUGCGGUUAGGGCUAAGUGGGAGGGCACUCCUGUUCUAUUGGAAGCUGCUGAAUUACUAUCAAAGGAAUGGAAAGACCUUUACUGGGAAUUUAUUGAGGUUUGGCUUCGAGCAGAGGAGAUUGAAGCUGAUUCUCAUUCAGCGAAAGACUGCCUCAAAAGAAUUUUAAACCAUGGGAAGUCACUUUUAAGUGAUCAAGUGGCCUCACUAUUUGAGUUCUCUCUUAUUCUGAGAUCAGCAUCUCCAAGAUUGGUGCUUUAUCGACAAUUGGCAGAGGAGUCUCUAUCUUCUUUUCCACUUUGUGAUGAUAGUAUUUCAAGCAAUGAUAGUGAGGAAAUUGCGGAAACAAGCGAGAAAAAUGAAAGUAAAAGGUCAGAGACUUUGCUCGUUGGCGUAAAUCCUAAGAGCCCUUGUGGAAAAUGCUGCUGGGUAGAUACUGGUGGAGCAUUGUUCUUUGAUGUUGCAGAGCUCCGACUGUGGCUUAAUAGCCCUGUUAAUCACGCGGGAGACUCAUUCCAUCAGCCUGAACUAUUUGAUUUUGAUCAUGUCCAUUUUGGUUCUCAUACUAGAAGUCCAGUUGCUAUUUUGUAUGGAGCCCUUGGAACUGAUUGUUUUAAGGAAUUUCAUGUUACACUAGUUGAAUCAGCUAAACAGGGGAGGGUAAAAUAUGUAGUUAGACCUGUUUUACCCGCUGGCUGUGAAGGAAAAGUUGGCCAUUGUGGUGCUAUUGGUGCCAAAGACUCCUUAAAUUUGGGUGGUUAUGGUGUCGAACUUGCAUUGAAGAAUAUGGAAUACAAGGCUAUGGAUGACAGUGCAAUUAAGAAAGGUGUCACUCUGGAGGAUCCACGGACUGAAGAUCUUAGCCAAGAAGUUAGAGGGUUCAUUUUUUCAAAAAUACUGGAACGCAAACCUGAGCUGACAUCUGAGAUAAUGGCUUUCCGAGACUAUCUACUUUCAUCUACAAUAUCUGAUACACUUGAUGUUUGGGAACUAAAAGAUUUAGGACAUCAAACAGCACAAAGGAUUGUCCAUGCCUCUGAUCCUUUACAGUCAAUGCAGGAAAUCAGUCAAAAUUUUCCCAGUGUAGUUUCUUCUUUGUCUCGCAUGAAGCUCAAUAGUUCAAUCAAAGAUGAAAUUACAGCAAACCAACGAAUGAUUCCUCCCGGCAAGUCCUUAUUGGCUUUGAAUGGUGCUUUAAUCAAUAUCGAGGAUAUUGACCUUUAUCUGUUGGUAGACAUGGUCCAGCAGGAGCUGUUAUUGGCUGAUCAAUUUUCAAAAUUAAAGGUUCCUCAUAGCACAAUACGGAAACUCUUGUCAACAAUGUCUCCUCCUGAAUCAAAUAUGUUUCGUAUUGAUUUUCGAUCGACUCAUGUUCAUUAUCUCAAUAACUUGGAGGAGGAUGCUAUGUACAAGCGAUGGCGAAGCAAUAUAAAUGAGAUUUUGAUGCCUGUCUUCCCUGGGCAAGUACGCUACAUCCGUAAGAACUUGUUCCAUGCAGUUUAUGUUCUUGAUCCAGCCACCAGUUGUGGUCUUGAGUCCAUUGAUGUGAUUAUAUCUUUGUAUGAGAACAAUUUUCCAAUGAGAUUUGGGUUGUUGCUGUAUUCUUCGAAGUUUAUCAAGAAAAUUGAAGUGGGUGAUGCUGAUCUCCAUUUAUCUUCUGUGGAGAAUGAUAGUCAAACUCAGGAGGAUAUGUCCAGCUUGAUUAUUCGUCUUUUCAUUUAUAUCAAGGAAAACUAUGGAAUUAGAACAGCUUUCCAGUUUCUGAGCAACGUAAAUAGAUUACGCAAGGAGUCAGCAGAGUCUAUCGAUGAUUCUCUUGAGAUGCACCAUGUGGAAGGUGCAUUUGUAGAAACUGUUCUACCAAAAGCAACAUCUCCACCUCAAGAUAUAUUGCUCAAACUUGAAAAGGAGAAAACUUAUAAUGAGUUAUCACAAGAAAGCUCCAUGUUUGUUUUCAAACUGGGUUUGUACAGACUGCAAUGCUGCCUCUUGAUGAAUGGUCUUGUUAUUGACUCUAGUGAGGAGGCUCUUAUGAAUGCCAUGAAUGAUGAGCUUCCCAGAAUACAAGAACAAGUUUACUAUGGACACAUAAAUUCUCGUACUGAUAUCUUGGAAAAGUUUAUGUCAGAAAGCAGUAUUGGCCGCUAUAAUCCUCAGAUCAUUGCUGAGGGCAAGGCCAAACCCAGGUUUAUUUCUCUGAGUUCAUCGGUUUUUGAAGGGCAAUCUAUGAUCAAUGACAUUUGUUACUUGCAUUCUCCUGAUACUGUUGAUGAUUUGAAGCCUGUAACUCAACUUCUUGUUGUUGAUAUCACAUCAUUGAGAGGGAUAAAGUUGCUUCACGAAGGAAUUCUUUAUCUGAUUCGAGGGUCUAAAGUUGCUCGCUUGGGUGUUAUAUUCAGUGCCAAUCAAGAUGCUGAUUUACCUGGUCUCUUUUUUGUCAAGGUUUUUGAAAUUACUGCUUCAUCGUUCAGUCAUAAAAAGAAUGUGCUGAACUUUUUGGAACAUCUAUGCACAUUCUAUGAGCAAAAAUACAUUCUUGGAUCUUCUUCAGCAACUGAAAGUGCUGCAUUUAUAAACAAGGUCUAUGAGCUGGCUAAUGCAAAUGAGUUAUCACUGAAGGCCUACGAAUCCGCUCUUGUUGAUUUUUCUACUGAUAUGAUGAGAAAUCAUUUGAAUAAGGUUGCACAAUUUUUGUAUAGGCAACUAGGGCUUGAGGCUGGUGUUAAUGCAGUCGUAACCAAUGGAAGGGUGACAGUUCUGGAUGAUGAAGGGACCUUUUUGAGCCAUGAUCUAAAUCUGCUGGAGUCUUUGGAAUUUAAGCAAAGAAUAAAGCACAUCGUGGAGAUUAUUGAAGAAGUGCAUUGGCAGGACAUAGACCCUGACAUGCUAACAAGCAAAUUUGUUAGUGAUGUUGUUAUGUCUGUGUCGUCUGCAAUGGCUUUGCGAGAUCGAAGUUCUGAAAGCGCUCGUUUUGAGAUUUUGAAUGCAGAAUAUAGUGCUGUUAUAAUAGAAAAUGAGAAUUCUGGUGUUCACAUUGAUGCUGUAGUUGAUCCUUUAAGUCCAAUCGGUCAAAAGGUGGCUUCCCUGCUUAGAGUUCUCAGGCAAUACACUCAGCCAAGCAUGAGAAUUGUCCUAAACCCUAUGAGUUCUCUUGUUGAUCUUCCAUUGAAGAAUUUCUACAGAUAUGUCGUACCAACCAUGGAUGAUUUCAGCAGUACUGAUUACACAGUAAAUGGCCCUAAAGCAUUUUUUGCUAAUAUGCCAUUGUCAAAGACCCUUACCAUGAAUCUUGAUGUUCCUGAGCCAUGGCUUGUUGAGCCUGUCAUUGCUGUUCAUGACUUGGAUAAUAUCUUACUUGAGAACUUGGGGGACACAAGGACAUUGCAGGCAGUUUUUGAACUAGAAGCUCUUGUCCUUACUGGUCAUUGUUCUGAGAAAGAUCAAGAUCCCCCUCGAGGUCUUCAGCUGAUUCUUGGUACUAAGAGUACACCUCACUUGGUUGAUACUAUUGUGAUGGCCAAUUUGGGUUAUUGGCAAAUGAAAGUCUCUCCUGGAGUAUGGUAUCUUCAACUUGCUCCAGGUCGAAGCUUUGAUCUUUAUGUACUAAAGGAAGAUGGUUCCAGAGAUCUCGAUAAGCUUUUGUCAAAACGUAUAACCAUAAAUGAUUUACGGGGAAAAGUAGUUCACUUGGAAGUGGCAAAGAAAAAGGGAAUGGAGCAUGAGAACUUGCUGGUUUCCAGUGAUGAUGAUAACCAUUCUCAGAGGAAAAAUAAAGGAUCUAAUAAUAACUGGAAUUCUAACAUCUUCAAAUGGGCUUCUGGUUUAAUUGGCGGACAAGGGAAGAAGGAUGAGAACACUUCAACAGAGCAUGGGAAGUGUACUCGGCGAGGAAAGCCAAUUAAUAUUUUUUCUAUCGCUUCUGGACAUCUAUAUGAACGUUUCCUUAAAAUUAUGAUUCUAAGUGUCUUAAAGAACACCAAUCGACCUGUGAAGUUUUGGUUUAUAAAGAACUAUCUUUCUCCUCAAUUUAAGGAUGUGAUUCCAUAUAUGGCACAAGAAUAUGGAUUUGAGUAUGAACUGAUCACCUAUAAAUGGCCUUCCUGGUUGCAUAAGCAGAAAGAAAAGCAGCGAAUUAUUUGGGCAUAUAAAAUUUUAUUCCUUGAUGUUAUAUUUCCUCUUUCUUUGGAGAAGGUUAUAUUUGUCGAUGCAGAUCAGGUUGUUCGAGCAGACAUGGGAGAGCUUUAUGACAUGGAUAUAAAAGGAAGACCACUUGCAUACACACCAUUCUGUGACAACAACAAGGACAUGGAUGGAUAUAGAUUUUGGAGACAAGGUUUCUGGAAAGAACAUUUACGGGGGAAAUCAUACCAUAUAAGUGCUUUAUAUGUUGUCGAUUUGGUAAAAUUUCGGGAAACUGCAGCUGGAGAUAAUCUGAGAGUUUUCUAUGAAACUCUCAGCAAGGAUCCAAAUAGUUUGGCCAAUUUGGAUCAGGAUCUUCCAAACUAUGCGCAGCAUACAGUACCCAUCUUUUCACUUCCCCAAGAAUGGCUAUGGUGUGAAUCAUGGUGUGGUAAUUCCACAAAAGCCAAGGCAAAAACCAUUGAUCUUUGCAAUAAUCCAAUGACAAAGGAACCUAAGCUUCAGGGUGCAAGAAGAAUAGUUUCUGAAUGGGUGGACCUCGACUCUGAGGCAAGACAAUUCACUGCGAAAAUAUUAGGUGAUGAAAUUGACUCUAAAGAGCAUGUAGCAGCUCCUAACAAACCGAAGGACCCUGCAACUGGCAGCUCUGCAGAGGAACACACGGAAGACAAGUCAGAACUGUAAAUGAUGGCAAACAAUUUUGGCACAAGUUCUCGCGAAUGAUCUUUCUUGGAGGCUUCCCCUUGAAAACUUAAUUGUAUCAACCGAGAAUUUUAUGGUAACGAGAAAUUUUGGUUUCUUACUGUUCCUGCAAGAUAGUACAAUAUAAAAUCAAGCUAUCUUCACAAAGAUUGGUGCAGUUACAAUCUUGGAUUUAUCAAAUACAUCAGGACCUGUACAACUCAUUUAUUUGAAACCUAAAGAACUGAAUGGCUGCCACCAUUGCCAUCUGUCUGCCCUGCUACAAACUCAACGCGGAGUAGAUUACUGAGUUUUUGAUCCUGAGUCUUCUUGAGGGGAGACAUUUUUAGUCGCUAAGGCGACCAGAAAUUAAGAAAUUUUAUUGGUGUACAAUUUUUAAUGGCAACAGUAAAAUAUAAACUCAAUUCUCUUUUACGAAUAAUUUUAGUAUCAUCUCAGGUUUGGUAAUUAACUACAUUGUAUGGAUCUUUCCUGAAAUCCAAGGAGGAUGGGACUCAGAAAUUUUGAACA
Jatropha curcas is the source of this 5624-nucleotide messenger RNA. RefSeq names its product EMS-MUTAGENIZED BRI1 SUPPRESSOR 1 (gene EBS1). Gene Ontology annotation, molecular function: UDP-glucose:glycoprotein glucosyltransferase activity. Gene Ontology annotation, cellular component: endoplasmic reticulum. The record is from RefSeq and is a predicted model, not a curated record. Gene Ontology annotation, biological process: ERAD pathway. Lineage: Eukaryota; Viridiplantae; Streptophyta; Magnoliopsida; Malpighiales; Euphorbiaceae.